Messenger RNA from Rana temporaria (common frog), 5325 nucleotides. RefSeq names its product sodium/potassium-transporting ATPase subunit alpha-2. The record is from RefSeq and is a predicted model, not a curated record. The transcript is spliced from 23 exons. Lineage: Eukaryota; Metazoa; Chordata; Amphibia; Anura; Ranidae. The coding region runs from base 97 to 3159 and encodes 1020 amino acids. Gene Ontology annotation, molecular function: ATP hydrolysis activity; P-type sodium:potassium-exchanging transporter activity; ATP binding. Gene Ontology annotation, biological process: intracellular sodium ion homeostasis; proton transmembrane transport; sodium ion export across plasma membrane. Gene Ontology annotation, cellular component: membrane.
AUCCUCUCCCCCCCCCCCCCCAGAACUAUCAUCCGCCUGCUAACCCUAAUUCUUCCCGAAUCACUCCAUCCCAGGGACCCCUGAGAACAGAGCACCAUGGGCAGAGGGGAGGGGCGAGAGUACUCGCCAGCGGCGACCAACGCCGACAACGGCGGGGGGAAGAAGAAGAUGAAGGAGAGGGAGAUGGAUGAGCUGAAGAAGGAAGUGACCAUGGAAGACCACAAGCUCUCCCUGGACGACCUGGUGAAGAAAUACGGCACGGAUCUUUCCAAGGGUUUGACGACCACCCGCGCCAGCGAGAUCCUGGCCGAGGAAGGACCCAACGCCCUCACCCCUCCGCCCACCACCCCGGAGUGGGUGAAGUUUUGCCGCCAGCUCUUUGGUGGCUUCUCCAUCUUGCUGUGGAUUGGCGCCACCCUCUGCUUCCUGGCUUACGGGAUUCAGAUCGCCAUGGAGGACGAGCCGAUCAACGACAACCUGUACCUCGGCGUGGUCUUGGCUGCUGUCGUCAUCGUCACCGGAUGCUUUUCAUACUACCAAGAGGCCAAGAGCUCCAAGAUCAUGGACUCCUUCAAGAACAUGGUGCCCCAGCAAGCUCUGGUGAUCCGCGAGGGGGAGAAGCUGCAGAUUAACGCCGAGGCCGUGGUGUGCGGAGAUCUGGUGGAGGUGAAAGGCGGGGACCGCGUUCCGGCAGAUUUGAGAAUCAUCUCCUCUAAUGGCUGCAAGGUGGAUAAUUCUUCGCUGACCGGGGAGUCCGAACCACAGACCCGCUCACCGGAAUUCACCCAUGAAAAUCCUCUGGAGACCAGGAACAUCGCCUUCUUCUCAACCAACUGUGUGGAAGGAACUGCACGAGGUGUCGUCAUAGCCACCGGCGACCGCACCGUCAUGGGUCGCAUUGCUACGCUGGCUUCAGGCCUUGAAGUAGGGCGCACGCCCAUUGCCGCGGAAAUUGAGCACUUCAUUCACAUCAUCACGGGUGUGGCGGUCUUCCUGGGGGUCUCGUUCUUCGUCCUUUCCCUCAUCCUUGGCUACUCCUGGUUGGAAGCGGUCAUCUUCCUCAUCGGGAUCAUCGUGGCUAACGUGCCAGAGGGUCUUCUGGCCACCGUCACGGUGUGCUUAACGCUAACAGCCAAGAGGAUGGCCCGUAAGAACUGCCUUGUGAAGAACCUAGAAGCCGUGGAGACCCUUGGGUCCACCUCCACCAUCUGCUCCGAUAAGACCGGGACGCUGACACAGAACCGGAUGACCGUGGCCCACAUGUGGUUUGACAAUCAGAUCCACGAGGCCGACACCACCGAGGACCAGUCAGGAACCACUUUUGAUAAACGCUCUCCCACCUGGACCGCCCUCUCCCGGAUCGCCGGCCUCUGCAACCGCGCCGUCUUCAAAGGGGGCCAAGAAAAGACGCCCAUUUCCAAGAGAGGUACAGCAGGGGAUGCCUCCGAGUCGGCUCUGCUCAAGUGUAUAGAGCUCUCCUGCGGCUCUGUGAAGAAAAUGAGAGACAAGAACCCGAAAGUGGCUGAAAUUCCCUUCAACUCCACCAACAAAUACCAGCUGUCCAUCCAUGAACACGAGGGGAGCAAAGAGGGCCACCUGCUGGUGAUGAAGGGGGCUCCAGAAAGGAUUUUGGACCGCUGCUCCUCUAUCAUGCUGCACGGAGUGGUGCACCAGCUGGACGAAGAGAUGAAAGAUGCCUUUCAGAAUGCCUACUUUGAACUGGGAGGACUGGGAGAGAGAGUGUUGGGGUUCUGCCAGUCUUAUAUGUCCACCGAGAAUUUUCCACGUGGCUUCAAGUUUGACACGGAUGAAGAAAACUUCCCCCUCACCGGCCUGUGCUUCGUAGGCCUGAUUUCCAUGAUUGACCCACCCAGGGCUGCUGUACCGGAUGCCGUUGGGAAAUGCCGCAGUGCUGGGAUCAAGGUCAUCAUGGUGACCGGCGACCACCCAAUUACCGCCAAGGCCAUCGCUAAAGGAGUGGGCAUCAUCUCCGAGGGGAACGAGACGGUGGAGGACAUCGCCGCUCGCCUUAACAUCCCGUUGAAUCAGGUCAAUCCCAGGGAGGCGAAGGCGUGCGUGGUCCACGGGUCGGAUCUGAAGGACUUCACCGCGGAGCAGCUGGACGACCUCCUGAAGAAUCACACGGAGAUCGUCUUCGCCCGCACCUCGCCGCAGCAGAAGCUGAUCAUUGUGGAGGGUUGUCAGAGACAGGGCGCCAUUGUGGCGGUGACCGGGGACGGCGUCAACGACUCUCCGGCUCUGAAAAAAGCCGAUAUCGGCGUGGCUAUGGGCAUAGCGGGGUCGGACGUCUCUAAACAAGCCGCAGACAUGAUCCUAUUGGACGAUAACUUCGCCUCCAUUGUGACCGGCGUGGAAGAAGGUCGGCUCAUUUUUGACAACCUGAAGAAGUCCAUCGCCUACACCCUGACCAGCAACAUCCCGGAGAUCACGCCCUUCUUAUUCUUCAUCAUCGCCAACAUCCCUCUGCCCCUGGGCACCGUCACCAUCCUAUGUAUUGAUCUGGGCACAGACAUGGUGCCCGCCAUCUCGCUGGCGUACGAAGCUGCCGAAAGCGACAUUAUGAAAAGACAGCCCAGGAACCCCCGAACGGACAAACUGGUGAACGAGCGCCUAAUUAGCAUGGCCUAUGGGCAGAUUGGUAUGAUCCAGGCUCUGGGCGGCUUCUUCACCUACUUUGUCAUCCUGGCGGAAAACGGCUUCCUGCCGUCUCGGUUGGUCGGGAUCCGAUUGGACUGGGACGAUCGCUCGAUGAACGACGUAGAAGACAGCUACGGACAACAGUGGACCUACGAGCAGCGGAAGGUGGUGGAAUUCACGUGUCACACGGCGUUCUUCGCCAGCAUUGUGGUGGUCCAGUGGGCCGAUUUGAUCAUCUGUAAGACCAGAAGGAAUUCCGUCUUCCAGCAAGGAAUGAAGAACAAGAUUUUGAUAUUUGGGCUCCUUGAAGAGACCGCGCUCGCUGCUUUCCUGUCCUACUGCCCGGGGAUGGAUGUGGCCCUCCGAAUGUACCCUCUCAAGGUGACGUGGUGGUUCUGCGCCUUCCCCUACAGCUUACUCAUCUUUGUGUACGACGAAGUGCGCAAAUAUAUCUUACGCCGUGACCCCGGAGGAUGGGUGGAGAAGGAGUCGUACUAUUAAGGACUUGGCUUGCCAAGAAGGAACCAGGAACCAUCUGGAAAAGGAAGAAUGCCGAUGCUGUGGAUUAGUUGGUUUCAUAAUACCCUAAGCAUUUUUUUUUUUAAUCCUGCUGUGUAAGCUCAGGGGGGGGGGGGGGGGGGGGGGGGGGGGGGGAAAGGUUAAUGACAUGAGCGGGACAUAAGCAGUCAAGUCAACUAUCAUUUUUGGUCCUAAAAGCUUCCCGUACUCGGCAAACGUCAACUUUAACCUUUCAAGAAAUGUUAUGUCCGUCCUACAAGCUUCCCGUACUCAACAAAGGUCAACUUUAACCUUUCAUGAAAUUUUAUGUCCGUCCUACAAGCUUGCCGGACUCAACAAAGGUCAACUUUAACCUUUCAUGAAAUUUUAUGUCCGUCCUACAAGCUUCCCGUACUCAACAAAGGUCAACUUUAACCUUUCAUGAAAUUUUAUGUCCGUCCUACAAGCUUGCCGGACUCAACAAAGGUCAACUUUAGCCUUUCAAGUAAUUUUAUGUCCGUCCUACAAGCUUGCCGGACUCAACAAAGGUCAACUUUAGCCUUUCAAGUAAUUUUAUGUGCGUCCUACAAGCUUGCCGGACUCAACAAAGGUCAACUUUAGCCUUUCAAUAAAUUGUAUGUCCGUCCUACAAGCUUCCCGUACUCAACAAAGGUCAACUUUAACCUUUCAUGAAAUUUUAUGUCCGUCCUACAAGCUUGCCGGACUCAACAAAGGUCAACUUUAACCUUUCAUGAAAUUUUAUGUCCGUCCUACAAGCUUGCCGGACUCAACAAAGGUCAACUUUAGCCUUUCAAUAAAUUGUAUGUCCGUCCUACAAGCUUGCCGGACUCAACAAAGGUCAACUUUAACCUUUCAUGAAAUUUUAUGUCCGUCCUACAAGCUUGCCGGACUCAACAAAGGUCAACUUUAGCCUUUUAGGAAAUGUUAUGUCCGUCCUACAAGCUUGCUGGACUCAACAAAGGUCAACUUUAACCUUUCAAUAAAUGUUAUGUCCGUCCUACAAGCUUGCCGGACUCAUCAAAGGUCAACUUUAGCCUUUUAAGAAAUGUUAUGUCCGCCUGGGAACUUCCUACCUUUUUCCUAAACAAAAGGUGUUUCUCAAAAUUUGCAUCUUAUUCACCAAAAAUUGCCAAUUUUUGUAAGAAUACUCCAACCAAAAUUUACCAUCGAUAUUGCAUGAUUUUCUAAAAAUGUGUUACCCGUUAAUUUUCGUUAAAUUCUAUCUAAAGCCCAAAUAUUUUUGUUUUGGAAUGAAAUGUGGAAGAAUUUUACUAUCUGUAUCCCUGUUCCGGAGCUCCACCCUUUCUUUUUGUCCUGGUGGUCAUUGUUAUAGGGGCAUAAAGUCCAAAAAUGUCGAAGCUUUCACCAAAACAGGAGGUGGCAGCUAGCAUUUCCCUUUGCUUUGAAGAGAUUUUCUUCCUGCUGUCCUGACAGAUAAUGAUGGAAAAUCUCUUUCAUGAACUAAAAAAAGAAAAAACCUAAUGGUGGCUCCAACCCCUCACCGCUCCAAUCCAAAAAUUUUACAAAAUCAGCUUUAGAUAGACUUUAAUGGAAACUUCAUGAUGUACAGUCAUGGGCUAGUGUUGAAGCCUUCUAAAUUACGAAAUUAGAUGUCCAAUAAACCACCACCAACGAAGUUAAAGUCAAAGUCAACUAUCAUUUUUGGUCCUAAAAGCUUCCCGUACUCAACAAAGGUCAACUUUAGCUUUUCAAGAAAUGUUAUGUCCACCUGGGAACUUCCUACCUUUUUCCUAAACAAAAGGUGUUUCUCGAAAAUUUGCAUCUUAUUCACCAAAAAUUGCCAAUUUUUGUAAGAAUACUCUGACCAAAUUUACCAUAGAUAUUGCAUGACUUUCUAAAAAUGUGUUACCCGUUAAUUUUCGUUAAAUUCUAUCUAAAGCCCAAAUAUUUUUUUUUGUUUUGGAUGAAACGUGGAAGAAUUGCUAUCUGUAUCCCGGGUUCGGGAGCUCCACCCUUUCUUUUUGUCCUGGUGGUUGUUGUUAUAGGGUCAUAAUGUGGUGGGAAGUCCAAAAAUUUUGAGGCUUUCACCAAAACAGGAGGUGGCAGCUAGCAUUUCCCUUUGCUUUGAAGAGAUUUUCUUCCUGUUGUCCUGAAAGAUAUUGAUGGAAAAUCUCUUUCAUGAGCUAA